Mytilinidion resinicola is the source of this 3165-nucleotide messenger RNA. RefSeq lists its product as uncharacterized. Bases 212 to 2875 code for a protein of 887 amino acids. The record is from RefSeq and is a predicted model, not a curated record. The transcript is spliced from 2 exons. NCBI's taxonomy places the organism in Eukaryota, Fungi, Ascomycota, Dothideomycetes, Mytilinidiales, Mytilinidiaceae.
UCCGUAACUUGCGUCUUCAAGUCCGGGAAAUGCUGUUUUCCUGAACCCCAAGCCAUCAGCAUCCGUCAGGCAUCCUGCACCCUUCCCGCACUUCGCCCCACCUCCUCUUCGCGAAACCAUCGUUGCUGCUUCAACUGUUCCCAGUCUGGGGACUGUCUCCCUCGCAUCCUGACAUCGCGGCUAUCACACCACCCCCCAACCUUUGGACAAAAUGGCUCAAGACGCCUUAUCUACCUACGCGUAUUUGCCCACUCCGCCCUUCAUCAAAUCCGAGGACUCUUCGUCGCCUCCGCACGUACCAGAUACUCCCGUCGAGCCCGAGCAGCCCCAGUCGAACCAGAACAAGGCCAACCCUUCUGCGACUUCUGUCGCAGCACAAAUACCGUUCGACGCCAAAGACCCGGAAGGGUACUUGAGGAAAUGUGCGGGAUACAACAAGCGGACUGGGAAGAGGUGUGAAAAGGUGUUCGGCAAGGGAACAAUGAACUCCCGCCACGGCAUCAACAGUACCCCAGAAUUCCUGCCAACGUGCCACUCUCACAAGGCCCAGUUGUUCUUUGCUGGUCGGUGUCAAUACUCUGACCCUGCUGGAGAGCUGUGCGGACGUCUGUUCAAAUGGAUCAAGCCUUACUUUCAGCUUUGCAACGAGCACAUGGGGCAUCCAGACACACCCUGCUACAUGAUGAAGCUUCCAUUGGAGUUGAGACGAGAUAUAUAUCGAUAUCUGAUACCCCAGGGACCGAUUGGAUCGUCAACCGUGCCACAGCACCAAAGCGCCCCUUCAUAUGCUCAUCCCAACCCCCCUCCAAAUCUGCAUCCACUCCCACCGGCUGUUAACCCACACUUCGCUCCAAUGACUAACAUGAUGCCUGCGGCUCCAUGGAUACCCGCCCUACGCCGGUCGUUCUUGCCAUUGUUGUUGAUCAAUCAUCAAAUUACUGCUGAGGUCUUAGAUCUGCUGUACGGCACAAUCCCCUUUACUAUCGAUAUCCGCAAAGACGGAACCUUCAUGUGCGGCAGGAGACUUCUCGAAGCAAAGCCUGCUGAGGGAAGCCCCUUCCCACCAACAUCAGCAGCAGCAGAUGAAAGCCUAGAGAAGUUCCUCAAAGCUUUCCGGUUUGGAGCUGUUAAAAACUAUCACGUCGACAUUUUAGUUGAAAACAGGCAGCAAACCGGUCCAGUCCUAGGAGGACGACAACGCCGUCAGCCUUGGUGGAGCGAAGAAGUAGAGCUGUACGAUUUGAGAGACUACGUUUCGGUAGCAGUGUCUGGAAUUCUUGCCAAGGCUUCAAAUCUCUCUCGGCUCAUCGUUAGAGUCGGCGUGUCAGGAUUCAACUGGUCCGAAAAAGACCUCAUACCAAAGCUUCAGACCGUUGUGGAGCCAUUCACAAGGCUCCGCAAAGUUGUGCAGCCAAUGCUACUUGGGGUCUAUGACGGCCAAACCAACAAUAAUUAUUCCUGGAUGAUGCCAUUUUCUGGUAAAGCGAACAGCACUUUGUACUCAGUCCCAAGACUCCCAACACAGAAAUUUCUCCUCGGAACUAGUAGUGCCGAGCUAUACCGAGACUUCGAAGACUACAAGAAGACAUGGGAGCGGACUAUUUCUCAAAAUACGCCUCCUCCUCCCCGUCCUCCAAUUCGUGCAAUGUUCUCGGAGUUGAAGAGUUUCUACACCAAGCUCCACCAAUUAAUUCCAGACAUCUAUCGCUCUGGGCAAGAUAGUUUCCUUCACCGUGCGAGAGUUGCACGAGAGAAGGAAGACGUGCUAGCAUUCCGGGAAGUUCGUAACGAGCUCAUCGGUUACUGGAAUCAGUAUCUGGAGGAAGAGGAGCAGAAGAAAGAAGACAUGAACCAGAAAAUGUGUCAAAUGCUGGACGUGGAUUCAUAUCCCUCAGAGGAGAAUGAGGACGAGCCGACUGCGUCCCCUCACGAGCGUGGAUCACCCGAUUACCUAGACCUAUUGAGAGCCGCAGAGGAUGAUCUGAGUCUGUCAGCUCAGCUCUUCAACGUCAAACAGCUACGACGUCAACUUUCAAUCCAGCGGCAGAUGAUGUUCAGAAUGCAGUCGCAGGCGCAAGCUCAGGCCCCAAUGCAAGCUCGGCAAGUCCAGCAACAGUCCUCCAUAACCCUUGUAGCUUCCGGGAGCCAUUUAAUGCCUCAAAUUAACACUGCUCCUAGUAGUGUAGCGACAGCUGGAUCGAGCUCUAGUUCUACAGCUAGCUCCUCGUCAAACACGGUGCAAUCGACCUCUUCAUCCAGGCCCGCUGUCACAACGUGCAAACAAGUGCCCGGGCAACUCGACAUGUUCUCUCCCUUAGGAAACCCAGAUACAACCCUGUUUGAUCCGUCGCCGCCCAUGCUCGAUUUCUACCACGAGGAACCCGGUCUUGCUACCUACUCAAGACCACUACCACAUUCUCUGUCCAGCUAUCAAUCUUUGCUUGCGAGAGCUCAAAUACAAACACAGGUCACACCGCAACGGCAAUAUGCGCAGGCACAGGCCCAAGCACAAGCGCAAGCACAGCAAAUAUCACAGCAAAUAGCACAAGCCCAGGUACACCAAAUAGCGCAAUUGCUAGCACAACAAGCGGCGCUGCAGGCGCAUCGAGGACCGGUACAAUCCCAAGCCGACCCGAUAGCUGCAGCUCCCGUCGGCGUGUCGCCUUACGAUUAUGCCAUGGAACCGACCUCCCAGGCGUCCAAGCGCACGUUUGACGCCACGAAUUUGAAUUCCGAAGAGGAGGCCAGUGAUGCCUAUGCUACGGGGAAGCGGCGCCAGGGCAUGGCGAUGGCCAGCAGCGGCGCGGGCGGGGCCGUUGUCAUUGGCGAUACGAAGGGGAAGGGCAAGGCGGUGUUUAUUGAGUUUAACGACUAAUCGGAGGACUGGGUAGGGCUUAUAUGCUCUUGGCGUUACGGCUAGGCUCGGUUUUGCUUUCUCAUACGUUAGGUCUGGGAGGUGGUACGAUUUCAGGGAUAUGCGAUGAUUGGACUAUCACGUGCAGAAUCACGUGCAUGCUACGUUGGCGUUGUAGACUGCAUCUCUCGAUCGCAGUAAUUCCCUUCCCUUGCACACGAAAAUUGGCACAGCAUCUGGUGGGUGGGGCUCUUGCUGCUGGUUUUCUUUUUUCUCCUUAUGUGUUUCUACUCUUUCUAUCAUAAUUAUCA